Molecule: messenger RNA, 3961 nt
Organism: Falco peregrinus (peregrine falcon)
Lineage: Eukaryota; Metazoa; Chordata; Aves; Falconiformes; Falconidae
Gene: MYCN
Product: MYCN proto-oncogene, bHLH transcription factor
Exons: 3
Coding region: 1719-3041 (440 amino acids)
Biological process (GO): regulation of transcription by RNA polymerase II
Molecular function (GO): RNA polymerase II cis-regulatory region sequence-specific DNA binding; protein dimerization activity; DNA-binding transcription factor activity, RNA polymerase II-specific
Source: RefSeq, a predicted model, not a curated record
CUGGGGGGAUUGCGUGGGGGCGCCGGGCGAGCGCCGCGCCGCCGCUCCUGUCGGCCCUCCGCAAGGUGUCGCCGUCGGCAGCGGAACGGCGGGCGCGGAGGCUCCCGCCGAGUGUCCAUGGCCAGUUCCGCGGGGCCGGGCCGGGCCGCGCCGCGGCGGAGAGGUGCGCGCGGGGGAGCGCGGGCCCGGCCGGCAGCCCGCCCGGGGCGGCGCGGCGUCGGCGUGCAAGCCCCGCUCGCCUAAGUGGCGGCGGCCACCGCAGGAUUAUUACUUCUGAUUUACAAAGCCCAGAGUCGCAGCGACUCCCUCGUCCAGCCACUUCCUUUAUCCCUCUUUUUGCUUUUUUAAUUGCCCCGGGUGUUGCCGCGGGAGGUCGCGGCCGCGGGUGGCGACGUUUCCCUCGAGCUGGGGGGCCGGGGUGGCGCGGGGAGGGGGUGACACAAAGGGACAGCGGCCGCGGGGCGGUGUGGAACGGGGGGCAGCCCCCGCAGCAGCCGGGCGCCCUCCGCAGCCCGCCCCUAGCCCUUUUGCACCGGGAGCGGGACCUCAUUCUGCUUGCGGAGAAUAAAGAGCGAAUGGUGCUUUUGGCGCCAAAUGCCAGGCACCUCCCUGCUUGUAUGGAAAUCAGGGAGGUGGGGUUAGGCUCCUCUAGCUUUUCUCUCUCUUUUUUUUUUUUUAAUUUUUUUUUUUUAAUGCUCCACUCCUCGGGUGUGUCAGCUUUUUUUCUUUUCUUUCCUUUUUUUUUUUUUAAUGCCUUUUGGCGGGGGGGUUAAUAAUAUCCAGCAGCUUCAAAGCCAACCAGUGACAGUCAUCUGUCUGCAAGCAAAGGGUGAAUGCGGAGGCUUGGGCCAGCCGCGGGGGCCGGGCGGGCUGGCGCUCAGUAAAGUGCAACAUACAAGAUCAUCUGCUUGCUUUUUUUUUUUUUUUUCUUUUUUUCUUUUUUUUUUUUUCCCCCCCCUUUCCCCCCGCCACUCCUCCCCCUUGCAACACCCACCACCAUCACCGAGGAGGUAAGAAGAGGAAACUGCAGGGUCUGGGCUGCAGGACAAAACCCCAAUCAAAUAAAUACAAUUCCACAUCGCAUUUGAGUUGCUAAACUAGGGAGGAUGGGAAGGGAAAGGAAGCGCAGGGGCAUUGCAGUGCGUGAAUGGGUUUUUCAUUGAGCAGAAGAAAAUCCUGGAGGAUAUUUUUGUUUUGUUUCGGAGCUGUCGCUUUGAGAUCGCCUGUGUUUUGUAGGUGCCUCUUUACUGCUUUGCAUUUUAAACGGUUUAAUGUAUUUCACGAGUAGAAAAAUGUACAAUACUGGAAGUGAUCAGGGGGCGGGGCAGGGGGAGUCCGCAGCUGAGCCGGGCUCGUUUCUUUGCAUUUCAUCAUAAGGCUUUUAAUGGAUUUUUUUUAUUCCCCUUUUGGUCUCCGUUUCAGCGUCAGCUGUUGUGAACCCAGCAGAACGGUUUCCUUUCGCGUUACCUUAACCGAGCUGAAGGGAGAUGCUGAUUGUCUUUUUUGGACUUAGGUUUUUUUGUGUUUUGUUUUGUUUUUUUUUAAUGUCUGAUGCAACUGAGGUCUCGGAAGAGGAAUGGGGCUGUGGUUGACUGGUCGUGGCUAGUGAGUGGGGGGUCCGGCCGAGUUGCAGGUCUCUUCCCCUUGGUGGAAAUACCCAUAAAACCUGUCUGUAAGACCAUUGCCUUCCCCCAAGGAUCAACAAGAAGAGACCCGUAAUGCCAGGAAUGGUCAGUAAAAACCCAGACCUCGAGUUCGACUCUUUGCAGCCCUGUUUCUACCCGGACGAAGAUGAUUUUUAUUUGUGCGGGCCGGACUCCGCUCCCCCCGGGGAGGACAUCUGGAAAAAGUUUGAGCUGCUGCCCACCCCUCCCCUGUCUCCCAGCCGGGCCGGGCUUCAGGAGCACCCCCCGGGGGGGGCCUCGGUGCCGUGGGGAGGGGCGGCCCUGGGGGGCUGCCGCCCCGCCGACCCCCUGGACUGGGCGUCCGAGCUGCUCCUGCUGCCCCCCGAGGCCGACCUGUGGGGGGGCUCGGACGGAGGGGACUUCUUCGAGACGGGCCUCGGCGUAACCAACAACCUCAACUCCAUCAUCAUCCAGGACUGCAUGUGGAGCGGCUUCUCCGCCCGCGAGAAGCUGGAGCGGGCGGUCAGCGAGAAGCUGCAGGGCAAGCCGCCCGCCGCCGCCCCGCCGCCGACCCCGGGGGCCGCCGCCGCCAGCGGCCCCGCCGCCGCCAGCGGCCGCCCGGAGCUGGGCGGCGCCGUGCCCGAGUGCGUGGACCCGGCUGUGGUCUUCCCCUUCCCCGUCAACAAGCGGGAGGCCGCGGCGGGCCGCACCGCGGCGGCGGCGGGCGGCUGGGCACAGCGGGGCGGCCGCCCGCCGCGCCCCGCCGGGGACAGCCGGGCCAGCAGCAGCUCCGGGGACGACACCCUCAGCGACUCGGAUGAUGAAGAUGAGGAGGAAGAGGAUGAAGAAGAAGAAAUAGAUGUUGUGACAGUGGAGAAAAGGCGCUCCUCCUCCAACAAGGCUGUUACCACCCUUACUAUUACAGUGCGUCCUAAAAAUACCACUUUUCCAUCAGUCAGGACGCAGCAGAAUGAACUGAUUUUAAAGCGUUGCGCACCAAUUCACCAGCAGCAUAAUUAUGCAGCUCCUUCUCCAUACAUGGAGAGUGAAGAAGCUCCACCGCAGAAGAAGUUAAAAACCGAGGUGCCCCGUCCAGUAAAACCCACGAUCCAACCAAAGUCUAAAAGUUCAAGUCCUCGAAACUCUGAUUCAGAGGACAGUGAACGUCGACGCAACCAUAAUAUCCUGGAGCGUCAACGGCGUAAUGAUCUACGGUCAAGUUUCCUCACGUUAAGGGACCAUGUUCCAGAACUGGUUAAAAAUGAGAAAGCUGCAAAAGUUGUGAUCUUGAAAAAAGCCACUGAAUAUGUUCAUUCCCUUCAGGCAGAGGAGCAGAAGUUAUUGCUAGAAAAGGAAAAAUUGCAAGCCAGACAACAGCAGUUGCUAAAGAAAAUAGAAUACAAGCGGACUUGCUAAACUUUUUUUUGUUUUGGUUUUUUUUGGCUGACCAGGACAGUCAUUGCCACUUUGCACAUUUUUGAUUCUUUAAAAAAAAAUUGUGUUUUUUGACGUUAAGAAUGUUGGUUUUACUUUCAAUCCAGUCCCUGAAGUAAUCGACAAACUCUAUUAUCCGGGUACGGAGCAAAUGGAUGUUCUUGCAAGGAGUUUAUUGCAAGACCACCAAACAACGAUGGACUGCCUUUGUUUUUCUUCUUAAGAACUGUAGAUGGUGGGGAUUUUUUUUUUUUUAAUUGUUGUGAGCAUUUGGAGCUGCUGAUGACAUCUAGUUGAGUUUUAAAAUGUUCAUUCCUAAGUUUUAUGGUGCUUAUGUUCUAACGGAUGUUACUUUAGGGGUUGGCAUUUUGUACCCCUGUGGGAAUUUUCUGUAAAUACCAUCUACACACUUGCCUUUUGUACAUGUCUUGGGUUAUGAGAGGUGGCUUUUGCUACCAGUAUUAGACUGGAAGUUCAUACCUAAGUACUGUAAUACCUCAAUGUUUGAGGAGCAUGUUUUUGUAUACAAAUAUAUUGUUAAUCUCUGUUAUGUACUGUACUAAUUCUUACAUUGCCUGUAUACUUUAGUAUGAUGCUGAUACAUAACUAAAUUUGAUACUUAUAUUUUCGUAUGAAAAUGAGUUGUGAAAGUUUUGAGUAGAUAUUACUUUAUCACUUUUUUGAACUAAGAAACUUUUGUAAUGAAAUUUACUAUAUAUGCCUUUUCCUAGCCUGUUUCUUCCAGUUAAUGUAUUUGUUAAUGUUUGGUGCAUAGAACUGGGUAACUGCAAAGUUCUGUGUUUAAUUACUUCCAACGAUGUACAUUUAGUGCUGCGUCUUAUAGCACUUUGAAAUACCUCAUGUUUAUGAAAAUAAAUAGCAAUUACAUGAUGUGCCAUUUA